UUUUUCAAUUGUUAUGGUUUGUUAUGUAAAACUUUGUUUAUUAAACUGAAGCCAUUGUGAUUCGAAAAACUUCUAUUAAUUAAGUCUCUGAGUGAGUUUAUUUAUUAAAAGGAGACAGUUACUUUUGAACAAAUCGUAGAUCAGCGCACCAGAGCCGGAUCCAGCUGAGCCUGCCACGUACAUGGCCCAAGGUUACUGAAUACCUAACAACGCAGUCAAUUAAAAGGCAAAAUGAGCAGCACUGCAAAGUUUCUUGCUAAAAGGCAGGAUAGAGAAGACGGUGUUGGGACAAACAAGAAACCGAGACCAUUCAAGAAGCAGGACUACCAGAGACUCAAACGUAAAUGGUUGAAGAAAAACACAUUGUUUUGUGAUCCGAUCUUCCCUGCGGGUUCUAAGUCUCUGGGCUACAAGGAACUGGGACCAAAUUCCUCCAAGGCACAAGGAGUGGAGUGGAAAAGACCAAAGGAGCUGUGUGCAAACCCUCAGUUUAUUGUGGAUGGUGCCAAGCGGACUGACAUCUGUCAAGGGGCUUUAGGUGACUGUUGGCUUCUGGCAGCCAUUGCUUCUUUGACUCUAAACCACAAUGUUUUGUGCCGUGUAGUCCCGCCUGAUCAGAGCUUUUCGGACGAUUAUGCCGGCAUCUUUCACUUUCAGUUCUGGCAGUAUGGUGAAUGGGUGGAUGUUGUCGUUGAUGACCGCCUGCCUACCAAAAAAGGAAAGCUGCUGUUUGUUCAUUCAGCAGAGCGUUCAGAGUUCUGGAGCGCCUUGCUGGAGAAAGCCUAUGCAAAGGUCAACGGCUCGUAUGAAGCUCUGAGUGGCGGCAGAGCCGCUGAGGGUUUUGAGGACUUUACGGGAGGUAUUGCUGAGAUCUAUAUGCUGAGUGAAGCCCCUCCAGAUCUGUUUAAGAUCAUUCAGAAAGCACUUGGGUUGGGCUCCCUGCUUGGCUGCGCCAUUGUUGCUACCAAUGCAAAAGAAACGGAGGCAGUGAGCAGCCUAAAGCUGAUAAAAGGACAUGCGUACUCUGUCACUGGUGCAGUGGAGCUUCACUGCCUCGGGCGUCCGGUGCAGCUGGUGCGUCUUAGGAACCCGUGGGGUGAUACGGAGUGGACGGGUGCAUGGAGUGAUAACUCCAGUGAGUGGAAAAAUAUCUGUCCGGAGGAGAGAGCGAAACUGAAUUAUUCAGCUGAGGAUGGAGAAUUCUGGAUGACAUAUUCAGACUUUCUGCAGAAUUUCUCAAGGCUGGAGAUUUGUAAUCUGACUCCAGAUACUUUGACCAGUGAAGAGGUGAGGCACUGGAACUACUGCCAGUUUGAUGGCAACUGGAAAGUGGGAUGUACCGCAGGAGGCUGCAUUAACAAUAAAGAUACGUUCUCCUCAAACCCUCAGUUUGUGAUCAAGCUUGAGGAUGUUGAUGAUGACCCUCAUGAUGGAAAGGAUGGUUGCACUUUGCUGGUGGGACUGAUGCAGAAAGAUGUGCGCAAAGAUAAACACAUUGGAAGGGACCUAAAAUUCAUAGGCUUUUAUAUCUACAAGGUUCCAGAUGAGUUCAAGGGUCGCAGUAAUGUUCAUCUCAACUCGGAUGUGCUGCUGCAUGAAAAAUCAGUUGAAAAGAGCAAGUUCAUCAGCCUGCGAGAGAUAUGCAAGCGCUUUAAGUUGCCUCCUGGAGAAUAUGUCAUCCUUCCCUCCACUUUUGAGCCAAAUCUCCAGGGAAGUUUUAUACUGCGUGUGUUUACAGAGAAAAAGGCGGUCGCCAGCCCAAUGGAUGUUAAUAUCACUGCAAAUAUUCAAAAGGAUUGCAUAUCUGAGAGUGAUGUGGACCCAAGUUGUAAAGAGCUUUUUAUGCAGUUUGCUAGAAAUGACUCAGAGCUGUCUGUAAGGGAGCUACAGCGGUUGCUGAAAAAAUUUGUGUCUGAAAGAACUGAUAUCAAGUCUGAUGGUUUCAGUAAGGAAACGUGUCGUCACAUUAUCAGCCUGCUGGAUAAAAAUGGCAGUGGCAAACUUGGUCUGUUGGAGUUUCACAAACUGUGGAUGAAGAUCCAGAGAUAUUUGGAAAUUUUUAAGAAACGCGACACAGACAAGUCAGGCACUAUGAGUUCCUUUGAGAUGAGAGAUGCACUAAACGAUGCAGGGUUUCAAGUGAACGGUGAAAUACUUCAGGUGAUAAUCUUACACUAUGCUGAUCAGCAGCAAGCCAUUGACUUUGAUAACUUUGUGGGCUGCCUGAUCCACUUGGAGAUGCGCUUCAAAACGUUUCAAAUGUUCGAUAAGAACACCGGGAAAGUUGAGCUGGAUAUCCUGAAGUGGCUUUGCUUGACCCUCGAUUAAAAAUCCACAAAUUUUCUGCAAAAACAGAAACAUUUCCAGGAGAAGGAUGGUUUGGCUGAUGGAGUAAAAUCAGACAGAGUGUGUUUUCUACACCUUAAAUUUUCUUCUAAAUUUUUGAGUAUUCAUUUAGCAUUUUUUUAUUAAGUUUAUUUUAUUAUUAAUUUAUUUUUCUCACCAAUAAUUAUAUUUACUAACAUUGGUAACAUUUUACAACAAGGUUGUUUUUGUUAACAUUAUUAAAAUGAACUAACAAUGAAUGAUACUUCUACAGCAUUUAUUAAUCUUCGUUCAUGUUAAUUUCAGCAUUCAUUAAUACAUUUUUACCAUCAAAAGUAGUAUACAUCGGUUAAUGCAAAAUUAAUUAACAUGAACAAUUGUAUUAUCAUUAACUGGAACAUUAACAAAGAUGUGUUUGCCUGACAUUUAAUAUUUUUAUACAUAUUCAUUUAUUCUUUUUCUUAUUUUUAUUACUGUUUAAUCUUAUGUCAGGUGCUGUAUUGUCUUCACAAGUAUGGAUAAGGGAAUUUUGGGAAGUUUUAACAGUACAAUAGCAGUGUGUCCACUGUCUUUGCUUUGUAUAAUAACACCUGUCUAAUUGGUUUAAAUUCACAUAAAGUUAAACUUAGUAUUGAAAUGCAACUACUUGUAAAGAUAUUCAAUAAACUCUGCGUAUUUUAUGCUAUCAUUACUUUGUUACUUGAAAGCAGUUUUUUCCUCCAUCUGUCUCAUGGUUAAGUCAUUGUCGUCUAACACUAAUGAACAUUAAUUUUAUGACAUGAAUUUACAGUCUAAAAGUUUUACAAUAUUAAUAUUUAGCUAC
Paramisgurnus dabryanus is the source of this 3148-nucleotide messenger RNA. Its product is annotated as calpain-2 catalytic subunit-like. Gene Ontology annotation, molecular function: calcium-dependent cysteine-type endopeptidase activity; calcium ion binding. The record is from RefSeq and is a predicted model, not a curated record. Lineage: Eukaryota; Metazoa; Chordata; Actinopteri; Cypriniformes; Cobitidae. Gene Ontology annotation, cellular component: cytoplasm. Gene Ontology annotation, biological process: proteolysis.